Messenger RNA from Octopus sinensis (East Asian common octopus), 528 nucleotides. RefSeq names its product eukaryotic initiation factor 4A-like. Gene Ontology annotation, molecular function: RNA helicase activity; ATP binding; nucleic acid binding. The transcript is spliced from 2 exons. NCBI's taxonomy places the organism in Eukaryota, Metazoa, Mollusca, Cephalopoda, Octopoda, Octopodidae. Bases 12 to 416 code for a protein of 134 amino acids. The record is from RefSeq and is a predicted model, not a curated record.
GUUGUUUUGUUAUGUCUCAGACCAAUGAAUUUGAAAAUGCAGAAACCGAACUUAUCUUUACAACCAGUAAAGACAUCACAAUAUACGAGAAUUUCCAAGACAUGGGUCUCAAGAUGGAAAUUCUUCGAGGAAUAUUUUCAUCAGGAUUUGAGCGCCCCUCCCAAAUUCAGCAACGUGCAAUAGUCCCAUGCUAUAACGGAAGAGACUGUGUGAUCCAAGCACAGUCGGGAACAGGAAAAACUGCUACUUUUUCAAUUGCUGCAGUACAGCGAGUGUUUUGUGCGUAUCAAGAGAACCCUGUUCACAAAUGUCGAGCAAUUGUCUUGUCUCCAACCAGAGAGUUGGCCACCCAGUCCUACAACGUUCUCGUAGACUUGUCAAAACACUGCCAGGUCCAUCAACUUACACAUUUUUAGUUAUCCGUCAGAGCUCUGGUGGGAGGUCGGAAUGUGAGGGACAACGUGACCGAUGUCCGUGAUGGAGUGGACAUUGUGGUGGGGACUCCUGGGAGGGUUCUCCAUUUGAUUA